Molecule: messenger RNA, 1002 nt
Organism: Populus euphratica (Euphrates poplar)
Lineage: Eukaryota; Viridiplantae; Streptophyta; Magnoliopsida; Malpighiales; Salicaceae
Product: S-adenosyl-L-methionine-dependent methyltransferases superfamily protein
Exons: 5
Source: RefSeq, a predicted model, not a curated record
UUAUCCUGUUUGCAGGAGUUGCUCAUUAGAGAAUUCUCUUUUCACAAAUUGAAUGCUAAUUUGCUCUGGCCAGGGACAUUUGCAUUUGCAGAAUGGUUAGUUCAGAACAGGCCAUUGGUUGAAGGGCGGCAUUGCAUUGAAUUGGGCAGUGGCACUGGAGCUUUGGCCAUUUUUCUUCAUAAAUCAUUCCAUCUUGACAUCACAACAUCAGACUAUAAUGAUCAGGAAAUUGAAGAAAACAUAGCUCACAAUUGCAGAGUGAAUGGAGUCACACCAGUCCUUCCUCACAUUAGGCAUUCUUGGGGAGACACCUUUCCAGCUGCUGAUCUUGACUGGGAUCUGGUUAUAGCUAGUGAUAUUUUACUGUAUGUGAAACAGUAUCCAAACUUGAUAAAAACACUUUCCUUUCUCCUCAAUUCUUACAAGCUGAAAAAUGACAGAGCAGGCUCUAUCGUGGAAAAUGAGCAGAAUGGAGGAGCACAUAAUAUCGGGUUGCCUAGGCCAGCUUUUUUAAUGAGUUGGAGACGUAGAAUUGGCAAGGAGGACGAAUCUCUCUUCUUUGAUGGUUGUGAGAGCGCCGGGUUACAAGUGGAGCAUCUCGGAUCCCGUGUUUACUGUAUCACACCCAAAGAUCAAGUGUCAGGAUACCAAAUAGAGUUAACCAGGUGAAUUACCCGCCCGAUGCCGCAGGUAUAACAGGAUAUUUAAGAGUUUGAAACACAAAAACAUUGAAAGCAUUUGAUAUUUAAUGGAGCAACCACAUGGCGAUGGCGAGCUGAUUGGUUUUACUUUUGCAUCAACGCAUGUUAAUCAUGGUGGGUUGCUUAAACUAACAAUAAAAAAUAAAACUAUCAUUUAGUCUGCAUAGUAAACAAAUUUGAAGGGUGUUCAUUUUGUGUCAUUGCGAUAUGCAAUAAUCAUUAGUUACCUGUAAUGAAAAAUGCUAAUGGAUAUCUUUGGAUCCUGAUGUUGACUAAUCUGAUCAUGCUUUAUGUUGUCCAA